Bubalus bubalis (water buffalo) is the source of this 1885-nucleotide messenger RNA. RefSeq names its product betaine--homocysteine S-methyltransferase 1. NCBI's taxonomy places the organism in Eukaryota, Metazoa, Chordata, Mammalia, Artiodactyla, Bovidae. The coding region runs from base 101 to 1324 and encodes 407 amino acids. The transcript has 8 exons. Gene Ontology annotation, molecular function: betaine-homocysteine S-methyltransferase activity; zinc ion binding. The record is from RefSeq and is a predicted model, not a curated record.
GAGCAACGGGUAUAAAGAACCCGGCUCCAGGCUUCGCAGGGGGAAGCGCUCUCCUCGUCCAUCCUCAUCCGUGUUAGGUGCAGUUCGGGACACCAGGAAGAUGGCACCGGCUGGGGGCAAAAAUGCCAAGAAGGGCAUCCUAGAACGGCUAAACUCUGGAGAGGUCAUCAUCGGAGAUGGAGGGUUUGUCUUUGCGCUGGAGAAGAGGGGCUACGUGAAGGCAGGGCCCUGGACUCCAGAAGCUGCUGUGGAACACCCAGAAGCAGUUCGCCAACUUCAUCGAGAGUUCCUCAGAGCUGGCUCGAAUGUCAUGCAGACCUUCACCUUCUAUGCCAGUGAAGACAAGCUGGAGAACAGGGGGAACUAUGUUGCAGAGAAAAUAUCCGGGCAGAAAGUCAAUGAAGCCGCUUGUGACAUUGCCCGGCAAGUGGCUGAUGAAGGAGAUGCUUUGGUAGCAGGGGGUGUGAGCCAGACACCUUCGUACCUUAGCUGCAAGAGUGAAACUGAAGUCAAAAAAGUCUUUCAGCAACAGUUAGAGGUCUUCGUAAAGAAGAACGUGGACUUCUUGAUCGCAGAGUAUUUUGAACAUGUUGAAGAGGCUGUAUGGGCAGUUGAAGCCUUGAAAGCAUCAGGGAAACCAGUGGCGGCAACUAUGUGCAUCGGCCCAGAGGGAGACUUGCACAGCGUGACCCCUGGCGAGUGUGCGGUGCGCCUGGUUAAAGCAGGAGCUUCCAUCGUGGGGGUGAACUGCCAUUUUGACCCCACAAUUAGCUUACAGACAGUGAAGCUCAUGAAAGAAGGCUUGGAGGCUGCGGGACUGAAAGCCCACCUCAUCAGCCAGCCCUUGGCCUACCACACUCCCGACUGCGGCAAGCAGGGGUUCAUCGACCUGCCCGAAUUCCCCUUUGGACUGGAACCCAGAGUUGCAACCAGAUGGGAUAUUCAAAAGUAUGCCAGAGAGGCCUACAACCUGGGGGUCAGGUACAUAGGCGGGUGCUGUGGAUUUGAACCCUACCACAUCAGGGCAAUUGCAGAGGAGCUGGCUCCGGAGAGGGGAUUUUUGCCACUGGCUUCAGAAAAACAUGGCAGCUGGGGAAGUGGUUUGGAUAUGCACACCAAACCCUGGAUUAGAGCCAGGGCCAGGAAGGAAUACUGGGAGAAUCUUCAGAUAGCCUCGGGCAGGCCGUACAACCCUUCCAUGUCAAAGCCCGACGCCUGGGGAGUGACCAAAGGAACAGCCGAGCUUAUGCAGCAGAAGGAAGCCACAACGGAGCAGCAGCUGAGAGAGCUCUUCGAAAAACAGAAGUUCAAGUCUGCACAGUAGCCUCAAUGGAAACUGUUUUUAGUGACUUCCUCUAGGCUUGGGCCACAGUUCCAAAACUAAGGAAAAGAUGGUUAAAAGGCAAUGCUUAUACAAAUGCCAGCUUACGCGUCAAGAUUGACAGGAACUGAACAAAACAAUUAUAAAUAACACUUGACCAUUUUUUUAAAAGUAUGUAUUUAGAACUUGGAAGCAAAAUGAAUAACAAGUAAAUCUUAAACUGGGUUACUAAGUAAACCAGGUACACAGUAUUGAGGAAAUCACUGUGGCCAAGAAAAAAUAAUUUGGACAAUAGUCCUACUUUAAAAUUUCACAGGCUGGUAAGGAGGAUGAGAUGUGAGCUGUCAUAAAUGGUGUAGCAACCAGACAAGUGCAAAGUGCUAUAGGACAGUGACUUUCAAGCUUCUUGGAAAUGGCCCUUAAUGAGAAACACAAUUUAUGUAAUGACCCGGUAAGGCACAUGUACAACCAUUGAAAUAAAAUGUGAUCCAUUCUGGUAUUUUUAAAUUCCAUUCCUUUCUGUCCUAUUUCAUUAAUAAAAUAUGCUGGUUAAGGCCUUUUAAA